AGCUGGGUGCAUCGCAGCUUCGACAGCCAUAAUACUAUAGCAAAGCCACCGCCGCUGCACCCAUCUGACCAGCUGAGCAUGGACGAGCAGUCUCCGGUGGGCCGAGGCAGAAGCGUCCAGCCGCUCCUCCCGAUGACACUGCCCGUCGCUCUUCGGCCUUAGAUCCAAUUCUUUGCAUUCAUGAGCUGCUCUGCGUGUUAAAAAGGCUAACAAGAAAAGGAAUCACCACCGCUGCAGCCAUGGACAAAACACUCGCAGUGGAACAAAACAAAGAGACUGAGGAGCGUUCGAGGCUAGGAUGUCGGCACUUCGUGGUGUUGAUGCUGUUCCUGGGGAUGGCCAACGCUUAUGUAAUGCGCACCAAUAUGUCUGUGGCGAUUGUGGCCAUGGUGGAACACCCAAAGUUGCCGAGCCACGGCGAUUUGCCGGCGGGCGAGCUGUCCGAGUGCGAGCAAAUUUGGCACGCAAACAAUUCUGCCCGAAAGAGUCUGAUCGCGGCGGUGACCGAGGAUUCGUCUUCCCCAGCACCUCUGCAAACGCCGCACCUUGAAGGACGCUUCCCAUGGGACAGCAAGGAGCAGGGCUUUGUCCUGAGCGCCUUCUUUUACGGCUACGUUCUCACGCAGAUCCCGUUCGGACUGAUGGCCAAACGCUGGGGAUCACUUCGCUUCCUCGGCUACGGGAUGCUUCUCAACUCGGUGGUCGGCCUUUUGGUGCCGUUGGCCGCCAAACUCGGCGGCCGCAACUGGCUCAUCAUCGCCAGAUUCGUCCAAGGACUCGGAGAAGGUCCGAUUGUGCCGUGCACGCACGCUUUGCUGGCCAAGUGGAUUCCUCCUGGUGAAAGGAGUCGGAUGGGUGCCGCCGUUUACGCAGGAGCCCAAUUUGGAACUGUGAUAUCUUUGCCAUUGAGCGGAAUAUUGUGCGCCUCACAAUUCGGAUGGCCGUCUGUUUUUUACGUCUUUGGCGCUGUCAGCACCGUGUGGUGCUUGUUCUUCUUGUGGUUUGUCAGGGAAGACCCUGAGCACGACGACAGAUUGUCCACUUAUGAGAGGAACCUGAUCAAGAGGACUCUGGGCGACGUGUCCAAAGAAAAAGACCCAUCUUUGAUUCCUUGGAAGUCAAUUGCGACCUCGCUACCCUUCUGGGCGAUCCUCCUGGCGCACAUGGGCCACAAUUACGGGUACGAAAUGCUGAUGACCGAACUGCCAUCAUUCAUGCGACAGGUUUUGCAUGUUGACAUUACCCAGAAUGGCAUUUUGUCUUCACUUCCUUAUGUUGCCAUGUGGAUCUUUUCAAUAGUGGCGAGUUGCGUGGCCGAUUGGCUUAUAAUUUCAGGCCGCCUUACGCUCACCAGCACUAGAAAGGUCUUCAAUUGCAUUGGUCAGUUCGGACCAGCCGUGGCAAUGCUGGGCGCCGCCUACGCCGGCUGCAACCCGGCGGUGACUGUCGCCCUUUUGACCUUGGGCGUUGGACUCAACGGAGGAAUCUACUCGGGCUUUAAGGUGAACCACCUGGACCUUUCGCCCUCCCUGGCUGGCGUGCUGAUGAGCAUUACCAAUUGCUCGGCCAACAUGGCUGGAUUGUUAGCGCCUCUUGUUGCUGGAUAUGUGACACACAACAGGCCAACUCAAGCUGCGUGGCGGACCGUUUUCUUCACGACGUGCAGCGUUUACUUGGUGUGCGGACUUUUCUACGUACUGACGUCCAGCGGCAAACGCCAGAAGUGGGACACUUCCGAGGACAAAGGCGAGGAUAAGGAUCAGGACGUCGACGCGUCUCCGAACAAAACCGAUGCCCCUGCCGCCGUUUGACACAUUUCUCUGUUUAAAUUAUAAACCAACCAAAGUCUUAAAAAUUAUAAUUCAGCUUUUAUACAUUGUGUUUUGAGUAAAGAUUUUUUAUAUUACAUGUUGUUUUGAAAACAAAAGCGGAGCUUUCUUCGAUCGAACUUGAGCUUGAAAAGGAAUAAAGUCAUUGCUUAUCGUUAGUUAAAAUGCACCGAGUGUCACUUUUGUUUUGAUUGUGAAUCAAGCAAUUCAAUUGGUUGAAAAUCAUUUGACUUUCUAACGACAUCUUCUUCUUAACAACUAUAUAGAGAUUAAAGCGGGUUUACAAAUUACAUGCACUUUUUUUUAAACAACUAUGAAAGUGAGAAGCAGUUUGAGAUUUAAAUAAAUUACGAAGAAUUAACGAUUUGCUCUCAUUUGCAUUUCGUUUAUGAUUUUUGAAGAGUUUUCAUACACGCAUAUAUAAUACAUUCCUGAACGGAACUUGUCAGUGUUUACUCUCGCCGAUAAACAUGUAGAUAAUUAAAGUAAUUUAUGCUUUUGUAUCUGGGCUUUCUAUGAAGGAAAAACUCAUUACUCGAAUGGCGACACUUUGAUGUAUGUUUAUUAAUCUGUAUUUCUGCUUGGACGCCUGCAUGAUAUGUUACUCGCCGCCGUGCCAAACACAUCGAGCAUUUUUCAAUGUUAUUACGUAAUAUUUUUUACCAACACCCUACAGAUUCGAAUCAGUCUUUUGCGCACCAAAAUAUUGUAUACCUGUCUUAUUGUUAAAAGAAAGUUUUUGAUGAUUUUUUUUUAAGCAAAUAAAGCAAGUUUUGAAACUAAAGCAGUUUGAUUUUACU
Molecule: messenger RNA, 2629 nt
Organism: Neocloeon triangulifer
Lineage: Eukaryota; Metazoa; Arthropoda; Insecta; Ephemeroptera; Baetidae
Gene: Picot
Product: putative inorganic phosphate cotransporter
Exons: 9
Coding region: 240-1811 (523 amino acids)
Biological process (GO): monoatomic anion transport; transmembrane transport
Molecular function (GO): transmembrane transporter activity
Source: RefSeq, a predicted model, not a curated record